Messenger RNA from Solea solea (common sole), 4988 nucleotides. RefSeq names its product kinectin 1 (gene ktn1). Bases 152 to 3994 code for a protein of 1280 amino acids. Gene Ontology annotation, molecular function: kinesin binding. The transcript is spliced from 36 exons. NCBI's taxonomy places the organism in Eukaryota, Metazoa, Chordata, Actinopteri, Pleuronectiformes, Soleidae. Gene Ontology annotation, biological process: protein transport; microtubule-based movement. The record is from RefSeq and is a predicted model, not a curated record. Gene Ontology annotation, cellular component: endoplasmic reticulum membrane.
GCAAACCAGAAACAGCAGAUACCGAGGAGUAGCUCAGAAGAAAGCCAGGCAGGAGCUGCCCCGUGAAGUCAGUCAGGCUGCCGGCACUGUCCACACAGAACAUCGCCAUUUCACCACCACUGGCCACGGGAACAACACUCCGAAAUACAGAAUGGCGGUGGAUAUCUAUGACUCUCAGUACCUCCUCAUUCUCGCCCCUUCUCUGGUCAUCGCCCUCAUGUUCCUCUUCUUCUGGCUCUUCAUGAAGGAGACAUCCUACGAUGAGGUUCUGGCCAGGCAGAAACGCGACCUCAAGCUACCACCGUCCAAGCCAGACACCCGUAAGAAGAAUGACAAGAAGAAGAGCAAGAAGAAGGAGAGUACCAGUGGUGGAGGCAGUGGAGGUGGUGGAGGAGAGUCAGAAGAGGAUCUGCGGGACUUUGAUAUUGUUGAUGGAGCCAACAGUUCCACUCCGGAAGUAGAGGAGGAACCGGCACCUGUGAUUAUACCAGAGCCUGCUCCACCAACACCUACUCAUGUCCCUGUUCUGGUGUCAACUGAGCCUCCUGCAGGUCUGAGGGAGAGAAAGAAGAAGGAGAAAAAGGCUGCCCGGCUUGCAGCAGCCACAGCUACAGCCACAGCUACAGCCAUUGCUGCAGCUACAGCUCCUCCCUCAGAGGAGCCAGAGGUAAAUGGCUCCAAGCUGGUUAGCUGCAAAGCAGAGCCUCCUCUGGCUGCAAGCAAACAGUCAGGCCCACCCUCUCCCCAAAUUGAGGUCCAGAUCCAACCUGCCCAAGCGCCUGUUCAGGCUCAGACACCUCCCCAGACCUCUGGGAAGAAAAAGGACAAGAAGAAGCAAAAAGCAGAAACUGUGGAUGACCGGCAGCCAGAAGUGAAAGCAGAGCAGGCUCCAGCACCAGUCAAAAAGGAUGCUCCUGUUGUGACUGAAACCAAAGUUUUGGACAGUGUAGCCCCAAGUGUUACUGCUGGCAAGAAAAAGAACUCUGCCAAAAAGCAAAAGACAGAGCCUGUAGAGGAACCUCGCGUUGUGGCUGACACAGCACCCUCAGCCAACCACCAGGCGACUCAGAAUGACAAUGUACCAGCUAAAGGGUCUGGCAAGAAGCAGAAGAAUGUGACUGACAAGGAGAACACGGAGGUGAAGCUGAAGGGACUGCUGUCUAGUCUGUCCAGCCUGGCUCUGACGGAAGCUGAGGCUGUCAGUGUGAUGACCCUCCUGCGAGAGAAGAGUCCCAGUGCGUUGGAUGCCUGGCAAAAGGCUGCUGCCAGGCCUGAUCCUGCUGCCCAGGAAAGAGAACGUCUCUUUACAACUCUUCAGGAGGAGGCCUCUAUUGCCAAGGACAAAGUGAAACAGCUCAGCCAGGAGCUUCAGGUGGAGAAGCAAAAGACGGGGAGGGUGGAGGCCAUGAUGAGGGAGCAACGUGCAGCCAUGGAGAAGGAACUGGGGAGCAUGCAGGGCAAGGCACAGGGCAGCUACCAGGAGCUCCAGACCAUGCAGAUGAAGUUCCAGCAGAUGAGGGAGCAGAUGGAAAGCCAGCUCAAUCGACUGCAGCAGGAGAACGGCAUCCUGAGGGACGCGGUCAGCUCUGCCACCAACCAGAUGGAAAGCAAGAAUUCAGCCGAGUUGAACAAGCUACGUUCCGAAUACACCGGUCUGAUGAAAGAGUUGGCAGAUGGCAACAGCAAGCUGCAGCAAGAGGAGCACCAGAGGAAGUCACUGGAGGUCAGCUACAAGCAGAAUGUGUCCCAGCUGGAGGCCCAACUGCAGGAUGCAAAGCGACGCUGGGAAGAACUGCAGAACUUCCUCCACAGUGUCAAUGCUGAGAGAGAGAAGCUUCAGGCCUCUAAACAAGAGCUCCACAGCCAGCUUCUGGCAGCCGAGACAGAGAUGAACAACAAGAACAAGGAGUUGCAGACCCUCCACAGCAGCCUAACAGAAGCCAUGGUCUCCAAGGAGCGCCUGGAGCAGAGAGUGAUGGAGCUGAUGGAGAUGUCACAGCACAGUCGGCCAGACGAGUCACUGCAGGCUCAGGUUCAGGAACUUGUUAAAGAAAACAAAGGUCUUCAGGUCCACAACGAGACACUCAAAGUCCAGAAUGAGAGUAUGCAAGCCCAAGUCUCUUCACAGGUCACCCAUGUCUCCCAUAUUGAGGAGCUACAGAAACUAUUAUCUGAGAAGGAGUUGCAGAGGAAAAGUUUGGAGGAUUCCCUGAAUGCAGAGAGGAGCAGUGGGGCCAGUAGAGAAUCUGACAUGCAGGCUUUGCACAAUGACAACAUGUCACUAAAGGCAGAGAUUCAGAAUCUGCAGGCACAGAUUUCAGAUCAGACUGCCUCUCAGCUGGCUUUGGAUCAGUUCCAAAAGAGUGUCCGGGAAAAGGAAGAGAACAUGAAAACUGUAGAGGGCCUGUUGGAGAAGGGGCUGAUUGAAGUGGCCAACAAGGAGGAAGAGCUCAAGGUUGUAAGACAAGAGAAUGAGGCAAUAAAACAAGAAGUAGAGGAACUUAAGAGAAAGACGGCAGAACAGGCAUCAUCACAGACAAUAGUGGAGGAACUCCAGAGCAAGAUUCAAGAGAAAGACGUCAAGCUAAAGUCAAUGGAGGAGAGUCUACAGACGGCACAAGGCAGCAUCUCUGCCAGAGAAGAGACAGUUGGGGCUCUGGAGCAGCAGUUGGCCCUGCAGGCGAACGUGGAGCAGCUGAGACAGAAGGAGAUGUCAGAAGAGCUGAGCGGCUCUGCUUCUCGCCUUCAAGAGCUCCAGGCUCAACUUGCAGAGAAGGACCAGGGGAUCCAGACGCUGCAGGCUGAGUUGGAGGCACGGACUAAGGAGUUGACUGAGAAAAUGGAGCAGGUGCUACAACAGCAAUCGCACACAGUGGUUCCAAACCCAGAGUUUCUUGCAGUGCUGUCUGAGAAGGAGAAGCAGGCGGUGGAUCUACGAGCUGAGGUGGCUGAGCUGAGGGACUCCGUGGAGCUCCAUAGGAAAAAGAAUAAUGAGCUUCGGGAGAAAAACUGGAGUGCAAUGGAAGCUCUGUCAGCCACCGAGUCCAUGCUACAAGGAAAACUCAGCAAAGCUGUCAAGGAGAACCAGGCAGCACUGGCAGUGACUCAGGCUGAGUGUCGAGAUGUUCUGCACAGACUUCUGCCCCAUGUGCCUCUGCCCACUGAACAGAACCACCAGGAGUGGCUCCACAGGUUUGAAAGGGCAGUAGCUGAGAACCCCUCCACCCCUGCAUCAGGGGACUCUGAGGGACUGGCUGAGAAGCUAAAAGAAGCCGAAGAAACGCAAAAGAUCUUACAGAAAGACUGUGAGACGUACAAGAAGGUUUUGGCAGAGACGGAGGGCAUCCUGCAGCGUCUGCAGAACAGUGUGGAGCAGGAGGAGUCUCGCUGGAGAGUGAAGCUGGAGGUGGCACAGGGAGAGCUCAAAGACAUGAGCCAGAAAGUCACAGCUCUGGAGCAGGAGAUUGAGAGAAUAAAUGAAAGUGAUGGAGCAGAGUUGGAAAAUUUGAGACGAGAAAAGCAGCAUUUGGAGUCCGAGUUGGAGAGGGCAGAGCGUGAGAGCGCCACCUAUGUGACAGAGGUCAGAGAGCUCAAAGAUCUGUUGACUGAAUUGCAGACCAGACUUGAUGGCUCAUAUACAGAGGCUAUGAGACAGAAUGAGGAGCUGGAUUUGCUGAAAACCCAGCUCAGUGCGACUCUGUCCAAGCUGGAGGCAGACGAGCACGAGAGGCAAAACGUGGCUGGCGAUUUGUACAAGGCCCAACAGUCUCUUGACCUGAUUCAGGGGGAACUCUCAAAUGUGACGGACAAUACUGCUGACCUGAUUGAGAAUAGCAGCCUGUCAUCACAGAGUGAGGAGACUGACAGGAAGGAGAAGAUGACUGCAGGACUGAACCAAACAGUCAGAGAACUGCAGCAGCUGCUACAGGGUGUCAGCCAGAAACUCGCCAAGGGACAGGAAGGGAAGGCUGACAAAGAUCUACCCAUGGUAUAGUGAGAGGAGGAGAGACUCCAUGCAGCCACUCUGACUGCACUACAGCGACCACCUUUGACCUUUGGUCAUAUCACUACCACCAUUACACCCUACGAUCACACCCAGCCACCUCCUCCAACCAACCUCUGUCAAUUCAUCUGUACUGUAGGCAGCCUUCAACAGUCUCUGGUGGAAGUGCGGACGGCAAACCGGUCCCAGACUUACUGUUGGCUGAAAGGGAGCAGGCAGAGUUUACGGUUAUUUCCAAACACUCCAGGCACUGUACCAAAACGCAUACUACUCCUCUCCCACCACAUUCCUCUUCUUCAGCACCAUAGCCAGUUAAUUUUUAUUCUAAACUUAAAAUGACAUCCUGCAUAAUUAAGACUGCUUGGCAAUCAUUCCUGUUUAAAACACCUGUAUUUUUCAAUGAAAUCGUUGUUGAAUCCUGCAGUAGUUUUUGUUCGUCCCAAGACGACAGUGAUACAAAUUUCCAGCUUGACUUAAACUUUGGUUUUCAGUUCUUCUCAUUUUUCUUUUUUUAACUUAAAGAUAUGUCUUGUUUAAAUGUUCCGUUAGGACCUGCUGAAAUACAUGUAGUUGUUGAUCCGUUUGCCUACUGAUCAAAAACCUUCAAAACCUGUGCAUCAUCAUCAUGCAUUCAUAAAUCCAUCGCUCCAUGCAUAGUUUGGCUCAGUAUUGGGUGGGAGAACAGUAGGUGUCUCGGCAUAUCAGAUGGGUCACUACAUGACUGUAACUGUGGAGAUGCAUGGACAAACUGUAGUCCAAUCUGUACUGCAGUUCCAUAACGACUGUAGUGUGGGGCCCUGGCUGUGAAAAGAGAAGUCCAGCGCAACAGUGUAGAAGUUUUUAAAUCCGACUUCAACUACUAUAAUAUGCAUCCCAUAUCAUCUGUAAUCGACACUCACUAUGUUAUUACUCUGUGCAUUAACACUGAAGAUUUUGUUCUUUUUGUAACAGGUGAUGUUAAUAAAAGGGAUGCUUGGUAAAUCUC